This is a messenger RNA of Nezara viridula (southern green stink bug), 1611 nucleotides long. The record is from the annotation of a GenBank genome assembly. NCBI's taxonomy places the organism in Eukaryota, Metazoa, Arthropoda, Insecta, Hemiptera, Pentatomidae.
CUCCCCUCCUACCGACGUCCUUAUAUAACCCGCGAUCUUUCCUCAGGAUCUAAUGUGUACAAGAUGUCCGUAUGGGUUAGUAUAGUGAUCGCUGCACUCCUGAUUGUACCUCAUUCGGAAGGGAGGCUGCUGGAGAGCAUCUUACGCCCGUUCAUGAGGACAACCACAACCACAGAACUGUCUACGACACCUUUCGCAACCACGGUACCCAACCUAACGACAACCAUAGAGGUAGAGGUUACGAGCGAGGGGACGACGAAGAAGCCCAAGAAGAAAGGAGGAGUAACUGUACCUCCGGAUGGUGGAAAGGCAGCCAUAGCAGCACCUUCGUCUUCGUGUCCUGCAGGAUUCAAGAAGGACAAAGGAGGAACAUGCCGGCCUUCUGUCUGAACUUUUGGAGAGUAACUUCAAGACUGUAAUUAAUUAAAUAAUAAUUGUUUUUUUACUAUAUUUUUAUUUUAUGUAUAAUACUAAACAAUAAUUUUUAUAACGAAAUACGAACUUUUGUGAAUAAAACAUAUUUAAAACGCUUACUUUUUUUUUUUAAUUCAUCUUUACCAUAAGUUACAAGAUUACCUCAUUUUAGAAAAUACAUAUAAAUUAAUAACGAUUUAAAUAAGAACGAAGCAGUGAACUCAAUAAAUACAUAGAUAUUUUUUAGAAUUUAUAGCAAUAUAUCAUAGGUAAACAAAUAUUAAAAUGUUGCAUUCUCAAAUCAAAAUAAUCAAACCAGAUAUAUGUUUAACUUUUUUGAUAGUAAUUGUUUGGUUAAAAUAGUCUUCGAUUUUUUAGUUAUUUCAAGUGAGAUUCAUGUAUACCAUAAGAAGCAAGAUUAACUUUUUUGUAUGUAUAUUAUUAAAACUAAUAAUAAUUUAAUUAAAAACUAAAAGUAUUUUAAUACCAAAUUAGAACAUAGGUGAACAUUAAUAAAUAAUAUUAUAUGUUUAUCUAAAAUUAUUUUUCAUCUAAAAAGGUAUUAAUCUUAUUCUAACUUUCACUUCUUUUCUUAUAUGAAUUAAUCAAAAAACUAAGCUCCGGAAUUUUGUUUUUAGAAUUUACAAGAAUAUUUCAUGAAUACAAAACUAUUGCCAUAUUGCAUUUUUGAUCUAAAAAUAAUCAAACAACAUAUAUUUUUUACUUUGUUGAUAGUUAUUGGCUUGUUAAAGUAGGUGAAAGUUCUGUAUUAUUUGCAUGGAGAUAUUGCCUAUUUCAAGUGACAAUUUUACCAACAAAAUAAAACACACACACAAAUAUAUAUAUAUACCUGUUAAAAAUGAACAAACAGAUUGAAAAAUUGUUAUCAUCGAUGAGGAAAAGGUAAUCAAGGUAUAAGAUAUGCCCGAAGAAUAUGAAGAGAAUGAAUCGGAAUAGGCUAAAAAAGACAAUGUUCGAUAAAGCAAUAGGACUGAACAACAUAAAAGGUUAUCCUGAACUAAUAAAAGAAGAAAUGAAAAAAAUGGGCGUGAAGGAAAAAGACUACCACGAUAGGGAUAAAUUCUGGAAAAUUGUGAAAAAUAAAACGGUUCUUGUAGCGGAUAAGAAGAAGCAAAAAAGUAAUAAAUGGACUGAGGAAAGAAAGGAGGAGAUGGUAGAAAAAAUGAAGCCCUAGAG